Messenger RNA from Oryzias latipes (Japanese medaka), 1314 nucleotides. RefSeq names its product mitochondrial trans-2-enoyl-CoA reductase (gene mecr). Gene Ontology annotation, molecular function: oxidoreductase activity. Lineage: Eukaryota; Metazoa; Chordata; Actinopteri; Beloniformes; Adrianichthyidae. Gene Ontology annotation, biological process: fatty acid metabolic process. The record is from RefSeq and is a predicted model, not a curated record. Gene Ontology annotation, cellular component: mitochondrion.
GUUUUUUGUUGACCUUAUCUCAUGAGCCAACAUGGCUGCCACAUAGACUCAGCUGUCAGAUUAAUGAAUCUUGUCGAGUUUACUUUUAAAGACGGUGUUUGUAGUUACGCUUCCUGUUAAUUGCCGGUUAGUUCUAAAACGAUGUGGUCGCCGCUCCGUAUAGUCCGUUUUAAAGGACAGACUCCUAGCAUGAGGCGGCACGCGGCUGCCCUGCUAAAGGGGUGCAGAGAUGCUAACGUUUCUAACUUCAGUCAUUCAGCUGGACGCUCCACCAAGACCUGUCGGGCUCUGGUUUACACUAACCACGGAGACCCUUCAAAAGUGCUUCAGUUGAAGAAUGUAGACCUUCCACCAACUGGAGAAAAGGAUGUUCUUAUCAAACUUUUGGCAGCUCCAAUCAACCCAUCUGACAUAAACAUGAUUCAGGGUACCUACGCGAUCCUGCCAGAUCUCCCUUCUAUUGGUGGGAAUGAGGGUGUGGGUGCGAUCAUAGAGACGGGCAAGAAGGUGAAAACUCUCAAAGUAGGAGACUGGGUCAUUCCAAGAGAUGCUGGUCUUGGAACGUGGAGGACAGAGGCAGUGUUUGCUGAGGAGGAUGUCAUCUCCGUUCCAAACGAUAUUCCCUUGCUUUCUGCUGCAACACUGGGGGUGAAUCCCUGCACUGCCUUCCGCAUGCUGGUUGACUUUGAAGAUCUCAUGCCAGGUGAUUCAAUAAUCCAGAAUGCAGCCAACAGCGGAGUUGGGCAGGCUGUCAUUCAAAUAGCUGCUGCAAGGGGAAUAAACACCAUAAACGUUGUUAGAGACAGACCAGAGUUCGCCCAGCUCUGUGAAAGACUGAAAGCCAUUGGAGCGACACACGUGAUCAAAGAAGAGGCCCUGCGACGGCCUGAGAUUAAGGAAGUGUUCAAGUCAUGUCCAAAGCCAAAACUGGCAUUAAAUGGUGUUGGAGGCAGAAGUGCCACGGAACUCCUUCGACACUUACAGACUGGAGGAUCAAUGGUGACUUAUGGUGGCAUGUCAAAACAGCCGGUUACUGUGCCUGUGAGUGCACUCAUUUUUAAAGAUGUGAAAGUUCGAGGUUUUUGGGUCACUCAGUGGAAAAGAGACCACGCCUCUGAUGGAAGCUUGUUUGGAGUCAUGCUGGAUGAACUGUGUUCCCUCAUCCGGCAGGGAAAGCUAAGAGCUCCUGCCUGCAAUCAGGUGGCUCUCCAAGACUUUCACCAAGCUCUGGACGCAUCUAUGCAACCUUUUAUUUCCAGUAAACAGGUUUUACUCUUCUGAGCUUGGUGGUUUUAAUAAACUCAUCCCACACUG